Molecule: messenger RNA, 3615 nt
Organism: Callorhinchus milii (elephant shark)
Lineage: Eukaryota; Metazoa; Chordata; Chondrichthyes; Chimaeriformes; Callorhinchidae
Product: F-box/WD repeat-containing protein 11
Exons: 13
Coding region: 80-1609 (509 amino acids)
Molecular function (GO): protein dimerization activity
Source: RefSeq, a predicted model, not a curated record
UUCCCAGCUCUCACUGCUUUCGUUUCAGGUUUCCGGCAUCUGCGGUAUUGUGUUUUGAGAAAGAAAGAAUACAUCUGGUAUGGAGGAUCAGAAUGAAGAUGAGUCUCCAAAGAAGAAUACAGUAUGCCAGCUCACUAACGGACCUGCUUCUGUGAUCGUCUCCCGGAAGCGGCCUUCGGGGAACUACGAAAAGGAGAAAGACUUGUGCAUUAAAUAUUUUGACCAGUGGUCUGAAUCUGAUCAGGUGGAAUUCGUGGAGCACCUAAUCUCACGGAUGUGCCACUAUCAGCAUGGACACAUUAACUCUUACCUGAAGCCUAUGUUGCAGCGGGACUUCAUCACUGCAUUGCCAGCACAAGGAUUGGACCACAUAGCAGAGAAUAUACUGUCGUACCUCGAUGCCAAAUCACUGUGUGCUGCAGAGGUGGUGUGUAAAGAAUGGCAACGGGUAAUUGGUGAGGGAAUGCUAUGGAAGAAGCUGAUUGAGAGGAUGGUGCGCACAGAUCCACUUUGGAAGGGACUUGCAGAAAGACGAGGGUGGGAGCAGUACUUGUUUAAAAACAGACCUGCUGAUGGCCCACCAAAUUCAUUUCAUAGAGGAUUGUACCCAAAGAUUAUUCAGGAUAUAGAGACUAUAGAAUCUAAUUGGAGGUGUGGGCGACACAAUCUCCAGAGAAUCCAGUGUCGGUCAGAAAACAGCAAAGGGGUUUACUGCCUGCAGUAUGAUGAUGACAAAAUAAUCAGUGGUCUUCGAGAUAACUCAAUCAAAAUUUGGGACAAACAGACACUGGAAUGUUUGACAGUUCUUACGGGUCACACAGGUUCGGUGCUGUGCCUGCAGUAUGAUGAGAGAGUUAUUGUUACUGGAUCUUCGGAUUCAACAGUAAGGGUUUGGGAUGUAAAUACAGGAGAUGUUCUGAAUACAUUAAUUCACCACAAUGAGGCAGUAUUGCACCUUCGCUUCUGCAAUGGACUAAUGGUCACGUGUUCGAAGGACCGAUCUAUAGCAGUGUGGGAUAUGGCUUCGCCAACGGACAUCACUCUGCGACGGGUGUUGGUUGGUCAUCGGGCUGCGGUUAAUGUGGUGGACUUUGAUGACAAGUACAUUGUGUCAGCAUCAGGUGACCGAACAAUCAAGGUGUGGAGCACAAGUACAUGUGAGUUUGUGCGCACAUUGAAUGGCCACAAACGUGGAAUAGCGUGUCUACAGUAUCGGGAUCGAUUGGUUGUCAGUGGCUCGUCAGACAACACCAUAAGGUUGUGGGACAUAGAAUGUGGAGCCUGUCUGAGAGUGUUGGAAGGACACGAGGAGUUAGUUCGAUGCAUUCGAUUUGACAACAAGAGGAUUGUGAGUGGAGCUUACGACGGUAAAAUCAAAGUUUGGGAUCUUCAAGCUGCUCUAGAUCCACGUGCCCCUGCGAGUACUUUGUGUCUACGCACCUUGGUGGAACACUCUGGACGGGUAUUCCGACUGCAGUUCGACGAGUUUCAAAUCAUCAGCAGUUCCCACGAUGACACCAUUCUCAUCUGGGAUUUCCUGAAUGUGCCGCCAAACAACCAGAAUGACACCCGCUCUCCAUCGAGGACGUACACUUACAUCUCCAGAUAACAGAUCACACACAUGCUACCUGUAACAGGGCCUGGAAUUACUACUGGAUAUUAGGCUACCGCAUCGCAGCCUGAAGAUGCUCAAUGAGCCAUGAUAGUUGUGGCGACCUGAUUUCUGUAGCUGCAGACAGAUCAGAGGCAGCAAGAUAUCAGUGUAUCAUGCCUCGUUCUUUUUCUCUCUUCUUUCACUCUUUUUUCCUCUCAGAACUCUGAAGUGACAUUUACUGAACUGUAAACUUAACGUUAACGAGCCUAGCCGUCUGCCAUGCUUAACACAAAUCUGGGUUUCCCAAAGCUGAGUGUUUCGCAAAUGGAUUGUUCAGACAACUGGGUCUUCAGUCUGAAGAAAGGACUUGGCAUUCUCAAUAUCGCUUUGCACUUUGUCCAGAGAAAUGCUAUGAAGAAAAUUCAUUUGUUGAACAUUUUUGGGUGCCAUAUCGUUUUAGCAAAAGGAGCAGAAUUUUACCAAACGCUUUGAUAUGUGUAGAAAGUAUCAUUCUGCCAAAGCCCGUAAAAAGGUACUCAAUUCUGGCAGCCUUUCAUUGCUUCUCCUGCCCCCCCCUGCCCCUCUGCGCACCUCAUCAAAUGACUUACGGAUGCAUAUCGGAUCUAGGAAAACAAGAAUUCCUGAAGACUUUUUGAAAAAGGUUUUUUCUCUUUUUUUUAUACAUUAUACUAAGGUAGAGCAGUUGAUAGAAGGUGGUAGCUGCUUACAAAUUAAGAUUACAUGCAAUUCGAGCUGUCGAAUGUAGCUAGUUGUAUAUAUCGUCGUGUCUUGACUGUAUAGUAACCUAUUUGAACCUUCAUGUGUUUUUCUUAAUGUUCUUUGAAAUAAAUAAAGUAACAGGCUACACUUGCACUAACUGUGAAAAGCAUGUAUUUAUGUGUCAUCUGCUGUGCCCCUUUCAGACCAAUAUCAGUCUUUUCUAAAAAAAAAUCUAUAGGUCCAGCAAAUGAUUUUCCCUCACUCAUAUUACUUCAGUGCCCGAUUCAGAUUUGUAGACAAAAAAGCUUGACUAGCUUUUUGAUUAUUCAGUAAACCUUUCUGCCCUUACAGCAGCGUGCCUCCCAUUGAAUUUGAAUUGUUCUAUUUUAAAACCUCUGUUUUGGUUAUGUGCAAAUAUUUGUCACGGUAACUAUUGAAUCUCUUUCUCUCUCCCUUCUUUCUCCCGCCACCUCUACCCCAUCCUCGAUUCUUGUAUUAAUUAUUUGUGAGUUUGUAUGAGUUAGUUUCUCCUCGUGUAUUGCUGCACACGGUAAUGGUCCCGCUGAUCGUAAGACUCGGGCUGUGCCAAUCUCUAGAUACAUCUGGCCAAUUCCUCUUUCUCUUUAAACUCGUCAAGCCCAUUACUGGCAUACAAUUGGUAAGAUGAAACGUAAAGCUUGUUUUUUCUCUUUAAAUGAUUGGCUUGCACCCACCUUUUAAUCUGUAUAGCAUUUGUCUGCAGUUAAUGUAUGUACUGAAUACUAUAAACUAGAAUGAAAACCUGACUAUAAUGCUGUGGCCUCACCUGAACUAUAUUCUACUCUCGCCAUCCCAACCCCCCAUAAAGAGAUUCAACUGCUUGUGUUUCUCACUUCGACAUAACAUCUGGUCCAAAGAAGACCUUUUGUCUUUGUGUAAAUGUAUAUUUUGUAUAGCUUAAUUUAAAGAUCUGUUUCUGAGUCCUGUGCCCAGUGUGUCACUGUGAAGCAAUUUUCCAGUUGGCAGCUGUGGAACGAUAUGUAAAGAAUGCGAGAACUAAGGAUUAAGGAGUGUUUUGGCAUUGGUUGUAUUUGCAAGUAUGUGUCCUCACAGCUGUAAACACUGUUGGGGACAGUACGACUGACACUGAGAGCACUGGAAGGCAAUGAUUUAUCAUGUACUUCUGAACCCUGCCUACUUUCCAGUUUAAAUGCAAAGUACGUUGUCUGGACAGUUCACCAAGACUUAAAUGUACAGAUAUUGUUUAUUGGUUAUAGCUCUUACUGUGGAAUGUGCUUAAUAAAUAUUUCAGUUUCAAAAUA